Molecule: messenger RNA, 1530 nt
Organism: Aspergillus wentii DTO 134E9
Lineage: Eukaryota; Fungi; Ascomycota; Eurotiomycetes; Eurotiales; Aspergillaceae
Exons: 5
Coding region: 1-1530 (509 amino acids)
Source: RefSeq, a predicted model, not a curated record
AUGAAGUCCUUGUCUACAGGCCAUUGGGCAGUCUUUCUGUCACUUCUAUCGACUGUUGCGUCUAGUCCAGUCACGAGUACAUCUAGUAAAAUGAUAUAUAAUUGGGAUAGAAUUACUCCCUCGACAAAUGUCAGUUGGGCUCCUUGUUUCAAUAAUUUCACCUGCACCAGACUACAAGUCCCUCUGGAUUAUGGCGAUGUCAGUCUAGGAUCUACCGCAAUUGCCUUUAUCAAGUAUCCUGCGAAAAACAUCACCAAAGAUACUCAGAACAUAGUCAUAAACCCAGGUGGCCCAGGAGGUCCAGGAGCAGACCCUUCUCUCAUAUCUUCUUUGACCCAAAUCACCGGUCCUCAGCACAACAUCAUCGGUUUCGAUCCUCGUGGUGUCGGACAUAGUGGACCAACCGUGGACUGCUGGCCCGGCCAUCCUGAGAAAAGAGCUCAAUUCGAGAAACUGCUCUACCCAGAAACCUCCAACGCUUCAUCCACCGCUCUGCAGAGGCAAUUCUACUCCGCAGAGCUAUUCGGGGAGGCGUGUACCCCGGUAGUGGGAGGAUCGAGAGGAAAUGCCUCUUUUAUCAGCACGCCCGCCGUGGCGGAGGAUUUGUUCACGUAUAUCAAGGCGGAGCAAGUGGUUGCAGGGAAGCCAAAGGAGGAUGCGAAACUCGCCUACUAUGGGGCUAGCUAUGGUACCGUGCUGGGAGCGACGUUUGCACAUCGCUUUCCCGACCAUGUAGGAAGGAUGAUCCUUGACGGGGUCGUGGAUCCAGCCGAUUAUUAUGAGCUGGGGUGGAAAGAGAACCUGCAUGAUACAGACAAAUCGCUUAACUCGUUUGUCCAGAAUUGUUACCAAGGAGGGCCGAAGAAUUGUUCGUUCUGGGGUCCUUCGGUUCGGGAUAUCACUAGUCGGUUUGAUGCGAUAUUGGCGGACUUGAAGGAGAAUCCUAAGCCGGUUCUUAGUUCUGCGGCUUGUGAUCUUCCCCUGCUUGCCACUUAUUCGGAUCUGAAGCAGCUCGCUCUUCAGGCAUUAUACAUCCCGGUCACAUACUUCCCUCAGCUGGCUGAUGUUCUCUCUGGUCUAGAGCGAGGGAACGCGACGGCCUACAUGAAUGCUGUGGCCGGAUGGUCUAUUCCAGCUAACCCGUGCAAUAAUGGAACAGCCGGAAGUACUGUUGACGUUAACACAUUGAUAAGGUGUGUGGAUGGGAUUGGUAGUCACAAGUUCACCAAUCUCAGUCAAUAUCGGGAUUAUGUCGAGACGUUGACGAAGCAGAGUCGGUAUUUUGGAGAGGUCUGGCCGACGAAUGCUCUGGGUGUCGCUUGUAGAUCGUUGGAUGUUGAGCCACCAAAGAGUGCAAGGCUCGAAGAAUCCAUCCUUUUGCGCAGAAACACGAGUUUCCCAAUCUUGUUUGUCACUCAGAAGAUUGAUCCUGUUGCUCCGAGUCGAAAUGCUCAUAAGAUGUCAAAAGUUUUCUCGGGGUCUGUCGUUCUGACUCAGGACUCGGUUGGAUGCAUCAGAAUGUUUGACUGA